Molecule: messenger RNA, 1677 nt
Organism: Rotaria socialis
Lineage: Eukaryota; Metazoa; Rotifera; Eurotatoria; Philodinida; Philodinidae
Source: the annotation of a GenBank genome assembly
AUGACUGAAUGGCGUGAAUUUCGUCCAGAACAAAAGUUAUUAAAUUCAAAUUUCGAUGGUUAUCGUUUAACACUAGAACCACUUGCUCAAUAUUCAAUAAAAUUUGACAAUAAUAUUCACACACAAAAAGAUAUUGAACUCGACAAUGAUUUAUAUUCGUAUAAUAGCAUUAAAGGAUUUAAAUCUUUAAAUCAACUUUAUAUAAAUUCAUGGAAACCUAAUAAUAAUGAUUUAUACUAUUUUGAUCAAAUGCAUUCCAUUCAACAAGUAGAUUUAACGUCUAAUCAAUCUUUUUCGCAUUUGCAACAGCCAACAAUUGUUUAUCAAUUACCAAAAACUAGUUUAUACGGAUCAAUGAUUUUUAUAAGUGAUUCACUUGUUUUUGUAUGUGAUGGUCGUUCAAAAUUAUCUGUUUUAAAUACAAAUAGUCCAAAAUGGAAACUUUUACAUGACGAAGAUUUCGAUGAAUAUUUAACAUCACCUAUAAGAUUAAUACAUGCUGUUAGUUGUGAAGGAUAUUUACAUGCAAUUAUUGGCUUUAUUCAAGCAGAAUGUCAACUACUAUGGGCGACAUUUUCUAUUGGAUCAUCGAGUGAAAUUAAAUUAAUUAGACGACGAAUAUUAAAUGGAAAGAAAUGGCCAGAUUUUGUAGCUAUUGAAUCUAAUGGACACAGUGUGUAUGUUGCUGCCGAAGGAUUAUAUACAUUUAAAUAUGAUUCACUCAUUGAGGUUAAAAAAGAAGAACCACCCAAAGAACCAGUUGUUGAAAAAAUUGAAUCACCAUAUCAUUAUAUUUGGUCACAAACUCAUAAUAUGAUUGAAAUAGAAAUCGAUAUUACAACAAGCGAAUCACAACAAUGGUCUGUUAAUAUUGAAUCGAAUCAUUUGAAAUGUUCUGUAGACGAUGAUAUAUUAAUCGAUGCUAUACUUUUCGACAACAUUGAUCCGAAAGAAAGUUCAUAUGUGAUUACAAAAGAUAAAAGCAAUCAAUUAACAAUAACCUUACAAAAAUCUAAUGUUGGUUCAUUUUGGAGCGAAAUAUUUAAAGAAGGUAAAUCUAUGUCAGGUGAUAUUAAAAUGAAUGGUCUACCUGAAACAAAUAAUACCGACGAAACCGAUGAACUUAAACAACCAUAUAAUAGCCAACAACUUGAAGAAUGCGAUCAAUAUUCAAAUGAUACUGAUGUUUAUCUAUCAAGAUUUGAUGGUGAUACACAUGCUGUUACGCAUCAAGCAUUGGUCAAUAAUCAAAUAUUAUUCACAAAAUUAAAUCCACCAUCAUUAUGUAUUCGUCAUGAUGUUGACGGACUUAUUUGGCAUAUAAAUUCAAUAACAUCCAAUGAUCAAUUGCCAUGGACUCAUGAAGCAACGUUAAAUGCAUUCGGCUAUGUUCAAGCAUCGAAACAAAACCGUAAAUUUAUUUCUACCCCAACUGACUAUUCAUAUGCAUUAAUAUCUGAUACACGUACACAUUUAUAUAUUUACAAACAAAAUACGCCUACGUCAAAUCUUCCUGGUACAUCUUUACGCAAUAGAAAAACUGGUAAAGUUGUUGAUAGCAUCGCUAAACAACAUAUGAUAUCACUUGAGAAUCACAAUGAAAUUCUUGGUCUUAUAACAACAAAUGAACAAACAUUUAUUCUAACUGACGACCAAUUGUUUAUUAUUUCCGUUUAA